This is a messenger RNA of Ceratina calcarata, 3594 nucleotides long. It is a transcript of the gene dre4, whose product is annotated as SPT16 homolog, facilitates chromatin remodeling subunit dre4. Gene Ontology annotation, cellular component: FACT complex. Gene Ontology annotation, molecular function: nucleosome binding. Lineage: Eukaryota; Metazoa; Arthropoda; Insecta; Hymenoptera; Apidae. The transcript is spliced from 21 exons. Gene Ontology annotation, biological process: transcription elongation by RNA polymerase II. Bases 117 to 3509 code for a protein of 1130 amino acids. The record is from RefSeq and is a predicted model, not a curated record.
CCGAAUAGAAAAUGGACCAAUGAAAUAACUGUCACGUGACUGUCGGUUGUAAGUCGAGUUGAUUUCACAUAACCGCGUGUUUGUGCUACGCCGAACGAAGUUGAAAACAAGAAGCUAUGGCAAACGUAUCCGUGGAUAAAGAAACAUUUUUUCGGCGUAUGAAGCGGCUUUACACCGCAUGGAAGGAUGGAGAAGUUGGUUCAGAUGACAGUUUUAGUAAAAUGGAUUGUCUCGUCUCUGCCGUGGGUACAGACGAGGAUAUCGUGUACAGCAAAUCAACAGCGUUGCAAACAUGGCUCCUGAGUUAUGAACUUACAGAUACUAUAAUGAUUUUAGCAACAGAGUCUAUCUGCUUCUUGGCUAGUAAGAAGAAGAUUGAAUUUCUGAGGAAACUUGAGAACCAGAAAUCAGAUGAAACUGGUGUGCCUGCGGUGAAAUUACUUGUUAGAGACAGAAAUGAUGAAGAUAAAGCCAAUUUCGGCAAACUUAUUGAAAUCAUAAAGCAGAGUAAAAAGGGUAAAACAUUAGGCGUUUUCUCAAAAGAAAAUUACCCAGGUGCUUUUAUGGAUGCAUGGCGGGCUACUUUGAAGACAGAAUCUUUUGAUACGGUCGAUGUCAGUGCUGCUGCAGCAUAUGUUAUGUGUCCAAAAGAGGAUACCGAGAUUCAUACCAUAAAGAAAGCAUGUUUAGUAUCUGUGGAUGUCUUUACAAAGUAUCUAAAAGAUCAGAUCAUGGAAAUCAUCGAUUCCGACAAGAAAGUGAAACAUUCAAAAUUAGCAGAGGGUGUAGAUGCGGCUAUAACAAAUAAAAAGUAUGUAACUGGUGUCGAUGUUACCCAAGUAGAUAUGUGUUAUCCGGCCAUAAUACAAAGUGGUGGGAACUAUUCUCUAAAGUUCAGUGUCGUUAGCGACAAAAAUACGUUGCACUUCGGUGUCAUUGUCUGUUCUCUCGGAGCACGUUACAAGUCUUACUGUUCCAAUAUUGUUCGAACAUUAUUGGUAAAUCCCACUAAAAGCAUUGAGGAUAGCUACAAUUUCCUUCUGCAACUGGAAGAAGAAAUUUUUAAAAAGUUAGUAGCCGGAGUGAAAAUAAGUGAAGUUUACGAAGCCGGUGUUAAAUACGUAAAAGACGAGAAGCCGGAUAUGUUGGAUCAUUUAACAAAGAAUUUCGGCUUUGCAAUGGGCAUCGAAUUCAGAGAGAGCUCUUUACUUAUUGGUCCAAAAACUCACGCGGUAGUGAAAAAAGGCAUGGUAUUUAACGUCAACGUCGGAUUAGCGAAUCUCACAAAUCCAGAAGCCACCGAUAAAGAAGGAAAGGUUUAUGCUCUUUUCAUCGGUGAUACUGUUAUGGUUAAUGAGGGACAACCGGCUACAAAUUUCACACCAUCUAAGAAGAAGGUAAAAAAUAUUGGAAUAUUUGUUAAAGAUGAGGAAGACGACGAAGAAGAAGGAAGUGGGAAGGAGAAUGAACCUAAGCCUGAGAUCCUUGGACGUGGAAAGAGAACAGCUGUAAUAGAAUCGAAAUUAAGAACAGAGCACAGCUCGGAGGAGAAAAGAAAGCAACAUCAAAAGGAAUUAGCUCAACAGUUGAAUGAAGUUGCGAAGGCUCGUUUGGCACAGCAAUCUGGUGGGAAGGAACAGGAGAAGAUACGAAAAUCUACAGUAUCGUACAAAAGUUUGAGUCACAUGCCACGAGAACCGGAAGUAAAAGAAUUGAAAUUAUACGUUGAUAAGAAGUACGAAACUGUAAUUCUGCCCAUUUUUGGAAUUCCUGUACCGUUCCACAUAUCCACGAUUAAAAAUAUUUCACAGUCGGUAGAAGGAGAUUAUACUUAUCUCCGAAUAAAUUUCUUCCAUCCCGGUGCAACAAUGGGUCGAAACGAAGGUGGAUCUUAUCCACAACCUGAUGCUACAUUCGUUAAAGAAGUAACAUAUCGGAGUACAAACACCAAGGAGCCCGGUGAAAUUUCAGCACCUUCUUCUAAUUUAAACACAGCCUUCCGACUGAUCAAAGAGGUGCAGAAGAAGUUCAAAAACAGAGAAGCCGAAGAGAGGGAGAAAGAAGAUCUGGUCAAACAAGACACUUUAAUACUGUCUCAAAAUAAGGGUAAUCCGAAACUAAAAGACUUAUACAUUCGACCAAACAUUGUUUCAAAGAGAAUGACAGGAGGAUUAGAGGCACAUGUAAAUGGAUUUCGCUACACUUCGGUUAGAGGAGACAAAGUUGAUAUUCUUUAUAAUAACAUUAAGAAUGCCUUUUUCCAACCAUGCGAUGGUGAAAUGAUAAUACUGCUUCAUUUUCAUUUAAAACAUGCAAUUAUGUUUGGUAAAAAGAAACACGUAGAUGUACAAUUUUAUACGGAGGUUGGUGAAAUCACAACAGAUUUAGGGAAACAUCAACACAUGCAUGAUCGGGACGAUCUCGCUGCUGAACAAUCGGAACGAGAGCUUAGGCACAAGUUAAAAACUGCAUUUAAAAGUUUUUGUGAAAAGGUUGAAAGUAUGACCAAACAAGAAAUAGAAUUCGACACGCCUUUCCGAGAAUUAGGAUUCCCUGGCGCGCCAUUUAGGAGUACUGUUCUUUUGCAACCGACCAGUGGUUGUUUGGUAAAUCUCACAGAAUGGCCUCCGUUUGUUAUCACUUUGGAAGAUGUUGAACUAGUUCAUUUUGAAAGAGUACAAUUCCACCUGAAAAACUUUGAUAUGAUUUUUGUCUUCAAAGAUUAUCAUAGAAAAGUUGCGAUUUUAAAUGCCAUUCCUAUGAACAUGCUGGAUCAUGUAAAGGAGUGGUUGAAUUCAUGCGACAUCAGAUAUUCGGAAGGUGUACAAUCUCUGAACUGGACGAAAAUUAUGAAAACGAUCACAGACGAUCCCGAAGGUUUCUUCGACAAUGGUGGUUGGAGUUUCUUGGAUCCAGAAAGCGAUGCAGAGAACGAGGAUGUAGAAGAUGAGGAGGAGGAGGAAGACGAUGCAUAUGAGCCAUCUGAUUUUGACACUGAAGAAGAAUCUGAUGAUGAUUCUGAAUACUCUGAAGCAUCAGAGAACUCUGACAGCGAAGAAGAGGAAUUGGGCAGCUCCGAAGAAUCUGGUAAAGACUGGUCAGAUCUGGAACGAGAAGCAGCCGAAGAAGACAAAGAAAGAGGAGACGACCGAUUCCACGAUGAUUACAAUUCAAGCAAAAAGAAGAAAGGAAGGAAUUCACCUUCACCAUCGAAAGACAGGCACAACUCAAAACACAAGAGUUCUUCCAGUUCGAGAAGCAAGAGUUCGUCGAGCAGUAAAGAUAAGAAGUCGUCAUCCGACAAGCACAGAUCGGAUCGAUCGCGGAGUGGGGGAUCACACAAGAAAGUGUCUCCUUCCAAAUCGUCCAGACACAGCCCCAAGAAAAGUGACAAGCACGACAAGCAUGACAGACACAAGUCCAGCCAUUCUUCGUCUAAUGCUAAAAAGCGAUCUCGCGAGGACAGUUCAGACAGAAACGACAGGGGAUCAAAGAAGUCCAAGAAGUAAAGACGAUUUAAAAGUUGGAGGUGAAGCACAUGUGAAAACACAAAAACCGAAUGUUGACCCUACAGUAAGCUUUCUUAAUUACGGU